GGUCCUGCAGCAGGAUGGAGACCCUCGGGAGGGGACGGCUGUCACGCAGGCUGGUGCUGUGCUGGGCCUUUUGGGGACUCUGCCUGGCCUCUUCGGACUACGACGAUUAUUCCCAGAACAUCACCAAUGAGCAGAUGACAACACCAGUGAUCGCACCAUUUCCCCGAGCCAUCCCCGGGGAAAAGGUGACCAUCCACAACGUCACGUACCUGUUGGUACCCGAGGCCGUACGCUCUCAGCUGGGCAGCGCGGUCACCGUGCGCCUCAUCCCCUGCCUCUACACCCUCGUCUUCCUGGUGGGGCUGCCUUCCAACGGGCUGGCCCUGUGGGUCCUGGCCACCAGGACCGAGAAGCUGACCUCCACCGUCUUUCUGAUGAACCUGGCGGCGGCAGACCUGCUGCUCGUCUUGGUGCUGCCCUUCAAGAUUUUCUACUAUUUCCUGGGGAACCACUGGCCCUUCGGGGAAGGCUUGUGCCGACUCACCACAUCCUUCUUCUACGGAAACAUGUACUGCUCGGUGCUGCUGCUGACGUGCAUCAGCGUUGACCGCUACCUGGCCGUGGUGCAUCCCUUCUUCUCGCGUUCUUUCCGCACCCCGGCCUUCGCCGCCGCUACUUGCACGGCCAUCUGGCUCUGCGCCGCCGUCCUCACCCUGCCCCUCACCCUGCAGCAACAGUCCUACCCCCUCUAUGGAGCCGGGGUCACCCUCUGCCACGAUGUCCUCCCCCGGCAUGAGGAUGAUGGGUAUUACUUCUACUACUUCGUCUGCCUCAUCGCCUGCGCCUUCCUCGCUCCUCUGGUGGUGAUGCUCUUCAGCUACUGCUCGGUGCUGCGAGCCCUCCUGCGCAGCGGGAAGAGAUACUCCUACUCCAUGAAGCUCACGGCUCUCGUGGUCUUCACCCUGGUGGCCUUCUACACCCCCAGCAACGUUCUCCUCCUCGUUCAUUACUCCAGCUAUAACUCCAAGCUGUACGGCAACCUGUACAUCAGCUACAUGGUGAGCCUGGCCAUCAGCACCUUCAACAGCUGCGCCGACCCCUUCGUCUACUACUACGUCUCCGAAGAUUUCCGGGAGAAGGUGAGGAGGAGAUUCUUCAGUCACAGCAAACAAAACACCACGUCCCUAAAAACCUCCAAGGAAACCCUCCCUCAAAAAAGUUCCAAAGAUUCACUGGUGUAAAGCCUCCACCCCAGCUCGCUGCUCCCAGGGCGCUCCCAACACACACUGGGGAUGAGAGGAAGACAACACUGGGAUCCCACCUGGAGCAGCGAGCAGUGUUCCCUGGGGUCCUUUCUCCUGCCUGCACAGCUAAAACGGAACCAAGCUGGACCUCCCUGAGAGACGUGGAGCCCGGCCAAGAUGCAGAGAGCUGAACACGUAUGGAUCUGUUACUGGGACACCGCGUGGAACUCCUCAACUGGUCACACAGCGCCAGGGGGGAUGCUCUUCUUGCCAACAAGACCUAGGUCUGGUUUUCCUAACGCCGGUUUUGCAGACAUUGCUAUUUGUGUUCUAUUUCUUUUGCUGCCACUGCCUCGCUUCUGUCCUCGAACGCAUGUUCCCUUCACCUAAAACUGAAAAAGAACAGGCACUUGCAGAACCAAAUUUCUAAACAUUUCUAAAAGUACUAGGAGGUGCCUCUGGGAAAGGUACAGCUCCUGGUCUGAAAUGUUCUGUCGAACAAUUUUCUAGCAAAUACAUUCUUGGCUUGAUUAAUAAGCACCACCACAUAAGAUCAGCCCAUUGUUGGCAACAAGUAUAAAAAUCCCAUUCCCUAAUCCCUUUUUUUGCAAAUGACCCUUGGCAUCCGUAAUUUCUUUGGGGAAAAGACUGCAUUAAUGGAUUUUUAAAAAUGUAUUAUGUCUAUAUUAAAGAAGGAAUUGAAAAAAAGCCUCUCUGUAGAACUCCCCACUCCUUUCGGGUAAUGUCACACACAGCUGAGAGCUGUCUCCUAUGAAUUGGGACCGAGCCUGUUGCUUAUUGGAACCUGUUGCAAACUUGACAAAACACAGCCAGCUCAUCUCUCGACACAACUAGGGCAUAUCCCAGCCAGCAGCAAGGUACACAACGAGCAAUAAACCCCCUCAGAGUUCCUGAAUUCUUUAGUUUUCCUGGUACAGACACGACGUCUGUCCUCACCAUAACCCACGAGCAGACAAACGUACAGCCCACAGUGUAGACAACAAGAAGAGGCAGACAAGGUUGUCUUAAAAUCAGUUUUUAAUAAAAUAUUUAUCAGAAUCUAAAACAAACCCUUUUCCGGACUCAGACUUGCUAAGAUUUGUGUGAACAAAACAAAACAAAGGUCAUAGAAGUGUUGGUGUGUACAUGAGUGUGGGGGCCAAAGGCAGAGCUCACCUCCUGGGGGUGCAGAGGACAGGCCAGCUCCUGGGCACAG
This is a messenger RNA of Calidris pugnax (ruff), 2400 nucleotides long. RefSeq names its product coagulation factor II (thrombin) receptor-like 3 (gene F2RL3). Gene Ontology annotation, molecular function: thrombin-activated receptor activity. Lineage: Eukaryota; Metazoa; Chordata; Aves; Charadriiformes; Scolopacidae. The transcript has 2 exons. The coding region runs from base 15 to 1181 and encodes 388 amino acids. The record is from RefSeq and is a predicted model, not a curated record. Gene Ontology annotation, biological process: thrombin-activated receptor signaling pathway; positive regulation of Rho protein signal transduction; blood coagulation. Gene Ontology annotation, cellular component: membrane.